UUUUAGGUCCAGCAGCUCAGCAGGAAGCCAACACACACACCACUGCCACCUGCUGAUCUGAGGUCAGGGUGUAGACAGCUGCCAGGGAGAUCGAAUCUUCCAGCGAGCUGUUGGACUGAGCAGACCAAAGAUGGAUCAGGUGUCAGAUGAGGAGGUGGAGGUCCGGGGGGAAGAGGAGGAGGAGGAGGAGGACAGCGAUAAGGAGGACCAGGACCUGGACAAGAUGUUUGGAGCCUGGCUGGGGGAGCUGGACAAACUGACUCAGAGUCUAGACGACGGUCGUCCUGAACCUCCUCCUCAGCAGAAAGCUCCUCUCAGACAGGAGACCAACAUGGCCAACUUCUCCUACAGGUUCUCCAUCUACAACAUCAACGAGGCCCUGAACCAGGGGGACAACGUGGACCUGGACGCUCUGAUGGCCGACCUCUGCUCCAUCGAACAGGAGCUCAGCACCAUCAACAACAAACCCAACAGCAGCAGCAGCAGCAGCAGCCUGGCCCGGCUCGGUCUGACCGACACCAAGGUCCGUCAGAAGCCUCCAGCAGGUCGCAGCAGCCGGCAGCAGCCAGCAGGGGGCAGCAGUAACAGCGUUGGUGGUGGCAGCAGUGGAGCGAGUAGCAGCAGCAGCAGCACCAGAGCUUCACCAGCUGGAACCAUCAGAGCUCCAACCGGACAUCACGGGAGGCCAGCGCUGGCCUCCAACUUCAGCCUGGACGACAUCACGGCUCAGCUGGAGAAGGCGUCCCUCAGUAUGGACGAAGCCGCCCGUCAGACUUCCUCUCACUCUCUAAGCUCCGCCUCCUCCUACACGUCGGCCACGAUGCGUCGACCCGGAGCCUCUCAGCGCCAACACCGACGGACCGGAUCAGUUGGGACGGUCAGCGAACACGAGGUGCGCUCCAUCGUCCAAUCAUCUCGCUCUUCCGUCACCUCGGCCUCUGGAGUCUCGGUGAACUCGGCGUCCUCCAUGGACUCUCUGGACUCCGUCCUCCGGUCCGAGUCCGACGGUCAGCAGCCUCCAGCCGAGGGAGCCGGUCAGAGUCACCACAACACCGAGCACUCCUAUCUGGACAGGGAAACCUCUCUGAUUCUGAGAAACAUAGCAGGAAAACCCUCCCACCUGCUGACAAAGGAGGAGCAGGCGGCCAAGCUGAAGGCUGAGAACAUCCGAGUGGCUCUGGAGAAGAUCAAGGAGGCUCAGGUGAAGAAGCUGGUGAUUCGUGUCCAUUUGUCAGACGAGAGCUCAAAGACGAUGAUGGUGGACGAGAGACAGACGGUCAGACAGGUUCUGGACAGUUUACUGGAGAAAUCUCACUGUGGGUACAGCGCAGACUGGUCACUGGUGGAAACCAUCAACGAGCUGCAGAUGGAGCGGAUCUUCGAGGACCACGAGAACCUGGUGGAGAACCUGCUGAACUGGACCAGAGACAGCCAGAACCGCCUCAUGUUCACCGAGCGGAUCGAGAAGUACGCUCUGUUCAAGAACCCUCAGAACUACCUGCUGGGGCGGAAGGAGACGUGUGAGAUGGCUGAGAGGAACAAAGAGGCUCUGCUGGAGGAGUGUUUCGGCGGCAGCUCGGUGUCAGUCCCUGAGAUGGAGGGAGUGUUGUGGCUCAAAGAGGACGGAAAGAAGUCGUGGAAGAAGCGCUACUUCCUGCUGAGGGCUUCUGGCAUCUACUACGUCCCAAAGGGCAAAGCGAAGGCCUCCAGAGACCUGGUGUGUUUCCUCCAGCUGGACCACGUUAACGUCUACCUGGGACAGGACUACAAGAGCAAGUACAAGGCUCCUACUGACUACUGCAUGGUGCUGAAGCACCCUCAGAUCCAGAAGAAGUCGCAGUACAUCAAGUAUCUCUGCUGCGACGACGUCAGAACGCUUCAGCAGUGGAUCAACAGUAUUCGUAUCGCCAAGUACGGGAAGCAGCUCUACACCAACUUCCAGGAGGCCAUGAGGAGGUCGGAGGCGGCCUACGACUGGUCUUCCCUUUCUUCUUCCUCCAUCAAGUCAGGAUCCAGUUCAUCCAGCCUUCCAGAGUCUCAGUCCAACCACUCCAGCCAAUCAGACAGCGGCGUGUCAGAGAUGACAUCAUCAGGCCACACCCGCUCGCAGAGUGUCGUCAGCUCCAUUUUCUCUGACGCCUGGAGGAGAGGAACCCAAGGAGAGAUGAUGAGGAUCGACCCUAUCAGUCGGCCCAUCCCGGUCCAGAUCCCGUCGCUGUCCCCCCAGCCUCCUCCUCAGACUCCCCCCUCCAGGAGCAGCUACACCGACGGCCUCCUCCCCUCUGAUGACUCCUCCCCUUCACCUCCCUCCCCUCCUCCCCCUCCUCCUCCUCCCCCCAUAUCCAGCGUGGCCCACCAGCCGGCGCCCCCCUCCUCCUACGUGAAGUACAGCACCCUGGCCCGGCUGCAGAGCCAGACCCAGUCCAGGACCCAGCAGGCCGGCACCGCCCCCCCCUCCAACUACAACACCCUCCCGGCCGCCUACAGCACCUCCUCCCCCACUCUGCCCCCGUCUCCUCCUCCCCCUCCUCCCCCCACGGCUCCGGCUCCUGGUUCUGCCAUGGCGGCGCUGAAGUUCGGUCCGUCCAGCCCCUCAGCCCUCCCCCCACCUCCCCCUCUGGAGGACCAGGAGCCCUCCUACCUGCCUCCUCCUCCCCCUGAGAGCCUGGAGGCCAACGGGCUGCCUCCUCCUCCCCCUCCAGAGCCCAGCUCCUCCUGCCCUCCUCUGUCCAACACCGGCCUGCAGCAGUUCCUGUCCCAGAAGUUUCCUAACAUGGUGUAUGACUUCAGCCAGGGCCCUGAUGAAGACUCUCCUCCUCCUCCUCCUCCUCCUGGAGCUGAGCUUUCUCCUCCAGCCUCCCUGCAGGUCCUCCGGCCUCUCUCCCCCAACGCUCCUCCUCCUGCACCUCCUAAGACCUUCACUGGUGGCUUUCCUCCUCAGACUGCUCCCAAACCUUCCGGUCCAUCCUCCCUCCCCCUUGCCCUGUCCCCCGUCUCCCCCACCCAGCCUCAGAUUGGACACGGUUCCUUUAAGAAGCAGCAGAGCUUCUCCACAGGACACUCCCCCAACCAGCCUCCCCCCACCCUGCCCAAGCAGCACAGCCUCUCUUCCAAGAACCUGACCAUCUCUCCUUCCUCCUCCUCCUCCUCGGUCUCCAUCGCGGCCGCUACCUCCUCAUUGGUCAAACAGAUUGUCAAUCAGUUCCCAGGAAACUCUGCCCCUUCCUCUCUGCCCACCUCCAACUCCACGGAGGGCUCCAAGUUCUCGGCUCCUCAGUCUCCUCCGGCAGUUAAAGCCAAACCGAAGUGGCAGCCAGGAGGAGUGGUAGCUCCUCAGUCUCCAGAGUUCCCUCCACCUCCUCCUGACAGCUCCCUGGGAGACUUCCCUCCUCCCCCCUCCUCCAAGACGGGCUCCCCCGUCAAGAAGUCGCCUUCCACCUCCUCCACAGGGUCCACCAAGAGGGGCCCUCCGCCGACCCCCCAGAGAGCCUCCUCCAUCCGGGAGGCCCAGGAGGAGAGGCCCAAGAAGGUGGAGAGUCUGGUCAGUAAGUUUGGCCAGGCUCCUCAGACCAGCACCUCCUCCAGCUCCUCCUCUGCCACCGGCUCCCCCUCUAAAGACUCCUCCCUCCCUGCUCCGCUGCCCAAGCCGGGGAAGCUGAACCUGGCCAACCUCCCCCUGGCUCUGCAGGGCCUCCAGGGGCAGCACCACCAGCCCGACUUUCCCAACCCUCCUCCCCCGCCUCCCCCCUCUCAGCCUCCUCACCUGGACUCCUCCCCCGACUACUUCCCUCCUCCCCGUGACUUUGAGCUCUUCCCUCCCCCUCCUCACCCGUCAGAGUUCCACCACCCCCCGAAGGUCGCCGUGGUGAACCCCCAGCCCCAGAUGCCUCCUCCUCAGCAGCCGGCCUCCUCUUUGUCGUCGUCGUCAUGGAAACAAGGCUCUCUGAAGAAGGGGGCGGUGGCUCCUCCCACGCUGAGCCGGCGGACCAGCAACACAGGUCCAUAUGACACCUCCAUGCCCCUGUCGCCGCCGCCGCUGUCUCAGACUCCGCCCCCCUCCCUGACCUCCUACUCCUCGUUCCCCCGUCCCCCCACCUCCCCCAAGUCGGCCGGACCGGGCUCGCUGACGCUGAAGCCUCACUUCCUGGAAGACCUCAACCGCACCCUGAAGAGGAAGUCGGUGUCCCGCCACGGCUCGCUGACCUCCUCCCACCUCAUCACCUCCUCCAAGAUGGAGCCGGUGGGCACCAUGGACGACAUGGCGCUCCUCCCCCCUCCUCCCCCGGAGCUCCUGCAGCAGCAGCAGGGCGUCCGAGGACACUCCCACACCCUGUCCCGCCACCACUCGCACUCCCAGUCCGCCAAACACGCCAACAUCUCAGGCUAUGCAACGCUGCGGCGAGGCCCGCCUCCCGCUCCUCCCAAACGGGACCAAAGCACCAAACUGACCAGUGAUUGGUGAAGCAGAGACACUGGGCGGAGCCUAAGCAAACGAACUGACCAAUGGGGUCUUAGAGAAGAAAUAAUCAGUGUGUGUCUUGACUUGUCCGUCUCUCCUCGUCCUGAACCAUCCUGGAUACCGAGCAAGUAGCAAGCCGUGUUUCCUGCUCAGAUUAUGAUUGUUGAUAUUAACCUCAUUACUCCUCUCAUUAUGAUACAUGUUUAACCGACGACAUGAGUAAAAUAUAUAUAUGUACAUAUAUAUCUGUAUACAAGCAAGCCAGAAAAUCACCUAUCCAGCUUUUUUCACAACGUCUGUGCAGCUUUGCAUUGAAAUAUACAAAAGACGAGACUUGAAGGACGACGGCAACAGAGACACAAACUAGCAGGUACUGCAUGGAGCCGCCGAUCACGGAAGGAGAACACGGAAGGAACACGGGACGUGAAAGUGGAUGUAUAGAAGUGUAUGUUGUGAACCUGGGGGGAGGGGGGGCAUCGCCAUUUCUUUCAACCUUUUUUUGUGUGUGUUUUUAUAUAAGAUUAUUUAAUACUGGAAAGAUAUUGUUAUUAUAAUUAUUUUAAAUUUUAAGAAGAGUCAGAGGGUGUGUUUUCUCUAGAAGCAGCUCAUUCCUGAGUGUUUAUUUGGAUCAUUGUUUUCAUCUGAGGGUGUUUCUUUAGCACUAGAGCUUCAUGGCUGAUUGGUUGGUCAGAUUUAAUGAUUAAAAGGAUUGAAUAAACACGGAAUCAGUCAGUAAGGCUGUGCUCAGAUUACAGGAACCAGUUACAUCUGAAAGUAUUAUUUCUCCAGAGCAGAGGAGUCAAACUCAUCUUAGUCCAGGUUCCACAUCCAGUCCAGUCUGAUCUCCAGUGGACCGGACCAGUAAAACCAGUAAAACCAGUAAAACCACAGCAGAAUAACCUAUAAAUAACCACAACUCCUAAUUUUUCCUUUGUUUUAGUGCAAAAAUGUUCACAUUUAAUGAAUUGUCUUUUGACAAAACAUCAUGAACAACCUGAGAUGUAUCAAGAAAAAUAAGUUCAGUUUCAUCCACAUUCAUCCUCAGUUUAUCAUUUCCUCAUUACAACUUCCAGAUCACAGAGUGUCUACAAAGGAACACAACAUUUAGUCUCAACUAUCUGUAACUGAACCACAGAGGAUUUACUGGAGGAUCACACCGACCAACAUCACAACAAAAAACAGACAAAAUAUUACAAAAAUCAGAAGCAACAUGUCAAAAAUGAGACACAAAACGACAAAAAAUAAGACAAACGACACAAAACAAAACAAAAAAGAGACAGAAAAUUAGACAAAAAAGUUACAAAGCAACAAAAAAAUUACACACAAGACAAAAAAUGACAAAAGCAAGAAACAAAACAACCAAAACGUAGACUAACAAAACAAGCGAGACAAAAAAAAGAUACAAAACAUCUAAUAAAGCAAAACACAAAAUGAACAAAACAAAAUGACAAAAAUGAGAAACAUGACAAAAACAUGAGCCAAACAAAAACGUCAGACAAAAACAAGACAAAAUAUUAUAAAAACAAGACACAAAACGACGAGAAACAAUGUGACAAAAAAUGAGACACACGACACGAAACAAAGCAAAAAAGAAACAAAAUAUUUUGCAAAAAAGUUACAAAGCAGCAAAAAAUGGACAAACGAUAAAAACAAGACAAAAAACAAAUAAAGCAAAACAAGAUGACAAUAAUGAGACAAACGACAAAAGUCAGACAAAAAAGACGAAAGAAAAAUCAACAAUCUAGUAUUUUACUCUAUGAUCCAAACAACUUGUCAUGGUCUAGAAAUGAUUUUAAAUUUAUAGUUUUACUAAUUUACAAUCUGCAUUAAUGUCUUCUCUGUAGUUUUUACACUUUGGGGCCGGAUUGGACCCUCUGGAGGACCACUUUUGGCCCGGAGCCGCAUAUUUGACACCCCUGGUCUACAGGAAACUUUACACGUGUUCAUAUCUUCCCUUCUCUUUGUGAAGUUUCUGUACUUCCAGCUGUUCCACAUUUAAAGAUGGAUUUCAGGUUUAUCUUGUCUGAACUGGACCCAGAACCUCCUUUAAUCUGAGCUCAGCCUUCAGGUGGUUCAGACACCGUUAAACGUCUCGUUCAGCUUCAUCGAUGACUAAGAAGGUCGUUUUUCUAGUGAAUAAAUCCGUCACGUUUGUCGUUGUGGCGGCUGGUCGGUUACUUAUUGACUCGGUGUCUGUCGAUGGAACAAGUGCCUGAAAACACGAGGAGUGUCGGAACAUGAGACCCAGAAACACGUCUGACAUUCUGAAGUUUUAAUUCACCCACAGGUUCUUUAGCCACAAACAAAUCAAUCUAGAAGGUUAAAGGAGCUCAGAGGAACAGGCUUCGACGAGUUAGGCCUAAACUUCACUUCUACAGAACUAACUGGGAAGCAAAUUCUAAACGUGGCAAGAAAAAUUAACAGAGAAAAUACAAAUUAGUGUUGUUCCCAUCAACUGUUUUGGAGCGAAUAAACUCUGCUCAUCUAUCGGUGCUAACCAAGUGGAAACUAAUUCAGCUGUUUGUUUGCCUUAACCCUCCUGUUGUUCUCAUUUACAGGCACCAAAAAUAUUGUUUCCUCGUCUGAAAAAAAUCCAAAAAUUCAGCAAAGAAAUUCUAGGAAUUUGCAAAACCUUCAGGAGGAAAAUUCCAAGAAUUCCUUCGAAGUUUCAAUUGAAAGUUUUAUUUAAAAAAAAAAACAAAUUUGGCAAGAAAAUUCUUGUAAAUAUUUUCAAAAAAUGAGUAAAAAUCUUCUCAAAAAAUCCUAAAAAUGUCUAAAGUUAUUCCAUAUAUAUCAGUAAGUUCUCGGCACUUUAGAUAUUUUUAGGAUUUUUUUGGAAGAUUUUUACUCAUUUUUUGAAAAUACAAGAUUUUUGGUGCCAACUUUGGGGGAUUUAUUUAUUUUUUUAAAUCAAACUUUUAAGGAAAACUUUUAAGGAAUUUUUGGAAUUUCUUCCUGAAGGUUUUGCAAAUUUAAAGAAAAAAAAGACGUUAACGUUAAAAAUGUUUGUUAAGAACUAAAAUCCAACGAAAUUCACUUUUGGCUGAUUUUUUUUUGUGAACGUUCUUAAGAAACAAUUUUAACAUUUCUUUUUUCCACCUAAAAAUGUUCAAAAAUUUCCCUAAAAUGUUGGACAUCAGAAGUGAAAAUGUAUUUUUGCCCACAUUCUCAGACUUUAAAACGGGUUAGUUUGACCCGCAGGACGACAGCAGGGUUAAAGUGAUUCCGUCAUGUCGGCUGUAACAACGAAACAAACAGCUGAUCAGUCAGAAGUUCUUCAGAAAAGCUGAUUCUGUUCUACAGGAAGCUCGUUUCCAGUGAAAUUGGGGACGUUUGUUUGAAUUAUUCCAUUUCCAGGAACCUUUUCUUAUGCUAAUGUGCUUAAAGUAGAUCUACUGCAACACGACUAGACAGUCUAAAGAUCAUGAAAGUCUAAACUAGACCUCCAUCUGAUCCUUGGAUCUGUUCAUGUUUCACCUCUGUAAACAGAAACUUUCAAACUUCAGCCUCCUCCACUGUGAUCUUACCCUGAAAGGCAAAACUACGACACAUUCAGCCACAUGAAGCAGAAAUGUUCUGUUGAAUGUGAUGUAAACAGAAAACUUUUUUAUGAUAAACUCAGAACACUGACAGCUGUUUGGACAAAAUGGGGAUUUUGGAAAAUGCUGCUGGGUGUUUUUAACGACUUUUUAUUCCCAGAGUAAACAUAAAGAGCGCUCCUUAAAAAGCCGGGCUGGUGUCAGAUUUAAAGACAGAAGCUGAUGGAGUCUCUGUGGUUUAGCUUUAGUUAGCUGGUUAGUCCAUAAACUCCUCCAGCUGGUUGGUUAGUUAGAUUAGAAACCAGCUCGUCAGUCUGCUGCUCCAUCCAAACAGCUGAUUAAAGCUUUUUUAAAUCCAUUUUCUGAUCAUGUUUUUUAUGCGACUGUGUUUUAAGUGCAGCUGAACCUCGGUCUGUUUCUACCUUCCUGUUUUUAUCUUCCUGGGUUUAAUUCUCUGCAUGACAGCAGCACACAAACACGCCAAAAACGUAACACGACUGCCCAGUUUAGAUUUCUUUAAGUGCAAUCAUAUCUGUCUUUGAAGGUUCAUUUCUGAUGUGUAGUUAUUAGAAGGUGGUUUCAGUUAGUUUGAACAUCAAGUCUGUUCUGUCCUUCCUCUGCCCUGCAGGAAAACACUCAUCACCGUGGAUUUCAGAGCAACGUACAGUUAGAAACUGGUCAAUGUCUUGAAAUGUCUUGCUCAAGGACGCCGGCAGAGCACAUGGCUGUUAUUGGUGUCAAACCUGCUGUUGCAUUUAAAUAAAGGAGAGAAAUGAGUCAAA
Acanthochromis polyacanthus (spiny chromis) is the source of this 8780-nucleotide messenger RNA. Its product is annotated as ras-associated and pleckstrin homology domains-containing protein 1-like. The record is from RefSeq and is a predicted model, not a curated record. Gene Ontology annotation, biological process: signal transduction. Gene Ontology annotation, cellular component: plasma membrane; cytosol. Lineage: Eukaryota; Metazoa; Chordata; Actinopteri; Pomacentridae.